Molecule: messenger RNA, 2400 nt
Organism: Phycodurus eques (leafy seadragon)
Lineage: Eukaryota; Metazoa; Chordata; Actinopteri; Syngnathiformes; Syngnathidae
Product: filensin
Exons: 8
Coding region: 85-2103 (672 amino acids)
Biological process (GO): lens fiber cell development
Cellular component (GO): cytoplasm; intermediate filament
Molecular function (GO): structural constituent of eye lens
Source: RefSeq, a predicted model, not a curated record
CCCCAGUUUUCACACAAUAAAGGAGCUGAAGAGCACAAGUACUCUGAGGGAUACCACCUGCCCAAGGGAGAGAAAGCUACCAGCAUGUUCAAGACCAGCUACCUGCGCAAGGAGGUGCGCAAGGAAAAGUACGAGCGAUCUGAUGUCUUUCACGAAGAACCCGAGGACUCGGCGGGCAUCUCGGCCAUCCUGGGCUGGGAGAACCUCCAGGAGCUCAACAGCCGCUUCGCCCGCUACAUCAACCGGGCUCGGGUCCUGGAGCAGCGAAACGCCGUGUUCCGCAAGCAGCUGGAGACACUGCAGCGCAUGGAGGAGGCCAGCGGCCUGGAGGAGACGUUCAAGGAGCAGAUUGAAGUCAACAAGCAGCGAAUCCGAGAGCUUACAGCUGACCACGGCAAGCUGGAGAGAGAGCUGAGGGACGCCUGCCGCAUGUUGGAUGAGUUCACCAGCAAAUACAGAAAUGAAUGUGAUUAUCAAGAGCAACUACGGGGCACACUGGAACAGCUAAACAAGGAAGCCGACACUGCCCUGUUGAAAAAUUUGGAGUAUCAGAUCCAGUCACAGUUCCUGCAGGACGACAUAAAUUCUACCAGAGAGAGACACAGGAAGAACCUUGCAGAGAUCCAGACCUACGUAAACAUUUUGCAGCAAAUCAAUCAGACGCUUCCACUUGCUCCCACCGUGUCCGUUGGCAUCUCCGAGGAGCAGGAGAAGCUGCUUGUACAGACCAGGUUGCCCGCCCUGCAGAAUCAACUAGAGGAGUACAAGGGCGCCCUCUGCCAGCUGCAGGCCCAAAAACAACGUCUGCAGGCCGAGGCGGCGAUGUUGGAGCAAGCCAUUAGGGGCACCCAGGAGAAUUUCGACGACGAGAUCCAGCUGUACAACGAGCAAAUCGAAUCGCUACGCAAGGAGAUUGAGGAAGCCGAGAGGGCCCUGGAGAGGUUCACCAGCGAGUGUCGCCACCUUGCCAUGUACCAGACGUCUCUGGAGAAUGAGCUGGACAGGUAUAAGAGGAUCAUCGAGAAUGAGGACAACAGGUUGAGUUCGGCAAUAAUCGGCACACCAGUCACCCUGUUUACUACCAGUUUCCACUACACCCACCCCACCCCUGCCUCAAACAGGGGCAGAGAUAUCACUCUUGCCAUCCAAGAUAUCACCAACAUAAAACCUCGUCAGAAGAUGGCAAAGAAAGUCCAGAAGAAGAAGGAGCUCACCCCUAGAGACGUGAUUGACAACGGUCAGGAGGAUCAAAACGGAGGGGCCGCCGGGGGAGUGGCUCCAGACGACGACCCGAAGGGCCCGUCCUCGGUAGACAUGCAGGAGGAAAACGUGAGGAGGACUGAGGAGAGGCCCGUAUUCUCCGGGGUGUCUCCACAAGACGUCCCGGACGGAGCGCAGAUCAGUAAGGCAUUCGACACACUUUGUAACAUUGUCAGAGAUCGAAUGAAGAAGUACAAGAAGCCGGAGCCCAUCGCUGACUUCUACACGAAAGGUCGUUACAUCCUCGUCACCGGCGAAGGAAGCUACCCAGAUCCAUGCUUCUGCACUUCCACACCAUCCACCGGACACAUUGUCGUCACGAUCGAAGAUCAACUUCUUGAACGCAUCGUACCUUCGCCUCAACCACCUCAGCCCAUGCCAGAGCCCAGACCUGGAAUUCCCACCCCUCCUUUUAAUGUUGCUGGAGGUGAGGAAGAUAAUAAGGGUGGAAAAGGAAAGGAUAACAAUGGUAAGGUUAAGAAGGAAGAGCCCGAACCUCAACCCAAAGAUCCAGGCCCAGUCCAGCCUUUCUCUGGUCCCAAAGAUCCAACCCCAGCAGAGGAUUCUGCCAGUCCAAAGAAAAACAAGGAUGACAAUGGGCCAAGCGGGACAACUCCCAAAUCCAUGCCCCGCACCGCCAGCACCAGUUCCAGUUCUAGCAGCAGCACCAGCAUCAGCACUAGCUCCAGCUCCAGUAGCUUCACCCCAGACGCCAUGAGCUAUGAAAAGGUGGUGCUGGAAUCUGUGGAGAAGUUUUCCAAUGGGCGCAAACUUAAAGGUUACGAAGAGACUUCAAUGGUGGUGGAAACCACGAUCGAAAAGUCCAGCAAGAAGAAACAUUAGAACAAACCUCAACAACCAACCACACAUUGCUGCUCUCAUAUUCCAGGCUCCUCCUUCUACUUGCAGUCUUGGGUUCUGUGUCCAGUGUUGUGACCAGACAGCCAUGCUCAUGCUUUAGUCCUUUACUGUCUGAAAACUUGGGACGCAAAAACGAACAAAUAAAAUAAAGCUCUGUGCCACCUUUAAAAAUGAAUAAAUCAAUGAGAAGAAGUAUUCAACGAUGAAGUUGUGCUACCCUUCUGUCUUCCAACCACAAUUUCCCCCUCUUGAACGCAUUUGUACAAUUGGAUGCCAACG